This is a messenger RNA of Abrus precatorius (Indian licorice), 507 nucleotides long. RefSeq lists its product as uncharacterized. Bases 1 to 507 code for a protein of 168 amino acids. Lineage: Eukaryota; Viridiplantae; Streptophyta; Magnoliopsida; Fabales; Fabaceae. The record is from RefSeq and is a predicted model, not a curated record. The transcript has a single exon.
AUGGAAAAACUAUCUCAAAUGAAAAACAAGUUCUUGUUCAAGUUUUUGCCAAAACAACCCGUAGCUUCAGUGUCCUUUCAAAACCCAACUCUAAGUCCAAGUAGAAGUCUUACUACCCAAGGGUGUCGAUCACCUUGUAUGGUCUCAAUAAUUCCCAAAGAAGCUCGAAGAAAGCAGAGAGUUGCAAGCUUUAGUGCACGAGAGCCCACCUCGCCCAAAGUGUCUUGUAUGGGCCAAGUGAAGUGUAAGAAGAGGAGUAAGGCCUACAAAGAUAAAAGGGUUCAAACAAAAAGGAUUGAUUGCAUUCCAUGUCAUGGAAAGAAAGAGAAGAUUCUGCUUUGGAUGUUCAAGGGGCGUUGUGAUGACCCAAAACGUAGUAAGAAGGCUUUUGUCAUGGAAGAGAAGGCACCAACCACACAGAUAUCUCCAUCGUUAGGUGCAAUGAAGAAAUUUGCAAGUGGUAGAGGAUCACUGUCUUAUUUUGAUGCUACACUUACGGAAAGGUGA